AUGAGAAGAAUUUAUUGGUCUACUCUCAGUGAUACUCAAGCGGAGACGGAUGGCAAUCAUAUUAUAAUCAAAGGAGAAGUCAAGGCCAAAAGUAAGUUAGAAGUAAGUGUUGUUGAUGAAAAAGACAAGCAAGUAAGACGCUUUAUCGACGUCAAACCAGGAGAGCAGAAGGAUGAACGAGGCAUGAUAGUAAAAAAUGGGGCCGAGUAUGAGAAAGCCAGAAAAGAAAUGCAUAAAAAAUUAUUAGAGGGAAAAUUCGCUGAUAAAAUUAAAGGUAAUGACAAGCAUGAGGCGGAGGGGGCAGAUAUGAAAUAUACCAUUUUGAAGGACGGAAAUAAUGACUAUAAAGUAAAAAUAUAUCACGGCGAUACUGGUCAGGAUUGGGAAUUUCCUUGGGAAAAAGUAAAAAUCGAGCCUGUUUAUUAUGGAUUGACUAAAGAACUUGGCUUUAAUGACCUUCAUGAUGUUAAAUACCAAGAGGAGGAACAAAAAUCCCCAUGA
Paraglomus brasilianum is the source of this 501-nucleotide messenger RNA. The record is from the annotation of a GenBank genome assembly. NCBI's taxonomy places the organism in Eukaryota, Fungi, Glomeromycota, Glomeromycetes, Paraglomerales, Paraglomeraceae.